AUGCACUCACCGACUCUAUUAGUAAAGGCAUUAUAUGAUUUUGAUUCAAAUGAAACUAAUUUAUCUUUCAAGAGAAAUGAUAUCAUACAAGUGUUCACCCAACUGGAAUCAGGUUGGUGGGAUGGAGUGUGUAAUGGCGAACGUGGCUGGUUUCCAAGUAACUACGUUACGACUUAUGAAGAGGAUGACCUUUUCGACGAUGAAGAUAAGUUAGGGGAUUGGAUUCCUCAACAAACUCCAGAUGGUGAUAUUUUUUAUUAUAAUACAAGAACAGGUGAAUCGUCAUGGGAGUUACCAGCAGAUGAUAGUGAAUCCAUUACAACGAUAAACAGGGACACAAUAAUAAGUAGUAAUGAUAGUUUAAGACAAUUACCAGAAAAUUGGACACGAAAACCUACUGAAAAUGGAAAGACUUAUUAUUAUCUAAAUAUCAUUACUAAGGAGGUUAGAUGGACUUAUCCUGAAAAUGGUACUACAACCGUUGCUUCCAGUAAUUCUGAUAUUGAUGAAACUGAUGAUAAAGCAAGCAUUGCAAGUUCACACGAUAGUCAAAUAAGUUCUACCACAGAUGGCACGAUUCAACAAAGGUCACUACAAGGGUCACGACAAGGAAAACCAUUUGAAAAUGAAUCAUUAUCUAAUGGAAGUGAAAUAGAAAAAAAACUUUCACAUGAACAAUUACCUCCAAUACCCACAGAAACAAUACCUCAUCAAUUAAAGAAUAUUUCAGAAUCCUCAAUUCUCAUGCUACAAAAUGCUAAUGAACAACUUACAUGGGAUUCUUUAUUACGGAAUAUCAUCUUGGCCAUCGAUCAUCUUAAUUUGGCAACCAAAGAGAAUAUGAAGAAAAAUUACCCAGAUUGUACUAAUGUCAUCGUUGAAAGUAUUAGAAUUAUGCUUUAUGCAUCUGGUGCUAUUGAAAAAGAUUCACCUGCUAUAAGGCAAAAUAUGAAUCUAAAGGUUUAUCAUAGACAUAUAAUGGCUUCACUUUCAAAAUUAGUCCUUUCAACAAGAGUGGCUUCAAGUGUAUGGCCUCCUUCGGAUGCUGCUCAAAAAAUGAAGAAUGAUGUUCAUGAAGUAUUAAUCGCCGUUCAGAAAUUUGUUGAAACCGCUAAACCUUUAGUAGUUAUUAAAAGAGUUGAUCCAAAAAUCCUUGAGAAUGUUACAGGUGGAUCUUGGCGUGGUAAUAACUUGUUAAAAGUAAUUACAAACGGGAUUAAUGGAACGAAUGGUCGGUUCCCAAAACCACCUUCAAUUUCAUCAAGUGUAAAUUCUCAAGAAAAUAAUAGCCCUCUAAACUCCCCUACAACUUCCAGUCCAUCACAUUCUCUAUCAUCAGAACUUAAUGUUUUACUGGAACAAAGUUUUCGCACUGUAAAUCAAGCUAUUAUAUUGCUCGUCAAUCAUAUUAAAAAAGUGAUCGAUGCUCCUCAAUCUUUAAUAUCCAAUACGAGCGUUCCUUUUGCUUCCCAACUUGUUUCACAAACGAGACAAGUUGCCACACAAGUUGGACAGUUCUUAUCUCUGAUUGAAAAUAUAAAUUUAGAGGAUUUUAGUGAGUCUAGUUCAGACACAAUUAAUGAGUUUAAAAUAUCCAAACAAGCAUUAUAUAAUAACAUAGCAGCGUUGGUUAUUUGCACUCAGUCAGUAGCUGACCCAUUAGCUUCAUUAAAUGCUUUGGACAAAGUUUUAACUACUACAAAUAUAGUGGAUAAAGUAGCAAAAGAUGUUAUUAUCGCUAUCAAAUUCCUCGUGGAAGAAAAUGAAACUCGAGAGCAGAUGAAAUCUCGUCCAAGACGUCCUACUAUAACUUCUAAUUCUCUUGAUCAAAUCGUUGAAGGAAAUUCAAAUGAUUUAACAGAAGAUGAUCAAUCUACGACUCCUAGCACAUCUCCUCCGAUUUCCUCCUCAAUGACAGGAUUAGAAACUGUUCCUGAGGAUGAUGUUAUGACAACUGAUGGUGAUUCAACAGUUGUUGUUGACGCAGUUUCUUAUGAUAAUGAUAUCCCAAUGUCACCGAUUUCAGCCGGUGGAGAAUCAAUUUCAAGCAACAAUCGUCAUCGUUCGAAUAGUGCGGUCUCUUCCGUCACUUGGAACGAUGCUGCAUCAUCCCAAUCAUCUCCUCCUCUCCCUUCACAACAAUCCCCUGUUCAACUUGUUGCUGCUACACCUUCGAAUGCCGAUUAUCCAAAUUCUUCAUCCUCUACACUUGAUGAUGGGACUAGAUCACCACGUAAAGAACAUAAGGUUUCAAGGUUUUUCGGUGAAGUUAUUCCUAAGCAAAAAGAAAAAGAUGAUAAACCUUGGUACCUUAGUUAUGAUUAUGAUCCUUCUGAAAUGUUGUUUAAUAUGGAAAGUUAUGUAAAAGGAGGAACUCUUGACGCUCUUGCAGAAAGAUUAACGUUACAUGAUUCAUUAGAUUCAAAUUUUAUCGCUACAUUUUUGUUGACAUAUAGAUCUUUCUGUACAACAGAUGAAUUGUUUGAUAGGUUGUUUAAGAGAUUUAUGAUUCAACCACCUGAUGGUUUAACUCGCGAAGAAUUAGAAGUUUGGCAAGAAAAGAAACAAACGCCUAUCAGAUUAAGAGUUUUUAAUAUUAUGAAGACUUGGCUAGAAUAUUACUAUAUGGAUGAUGAGGAUGCACCUUGUCUAGAAAGAUUGAGAGAAUUUGCAAGCACAACAAUGAAUGAUCAUAUGUCCUUUGCUUCAAUAAAUUUAAUGAAGUUAGCCGAUAAAAGGGCAAAGAUGAUAAUAACAAAUAAUGACAGGCCACCAGCACCAAUUUUACCCAAGAAUAUUAAGAAGCUAAAAUUCUUAGAUCUAGAUCCUUUGGAAAUUGCUAGACAGUUGACUUUAAUUGAGAGUAAAUUGUACAACAAGAUCAAGCCUGUUGAGUGUCUAGAUAAGGCUUGGAGUAAAGAAGAAGGUGAUAAUAUAGCAGUAAACAUUAAAGCCAUGAUUGUUAACAGUAAUCAGAUAACGGGUUGGGUAGCAGAAUCAGUUUUAAAUCAAUCAGAAGUUAAAAGGAGAUGCUUGUAUAUUAAACAUUUCGUAGCAGUAGCCGAUAAAUGUAAAUUUUUGAAUAAUUUCAAUUCACUCACCGCUAUUAUUUCUGGAUUAAAUUCCGCACCAAUUCAUCGUCUGAAACGCACAUGGGAAUUGGUUAAUGCAAAAACCAUACAGACACUUGAAGUUCUUAAUAAGACCAUGAAUUCUACAAAAAAUUUUGCCGAAUAUCGGGAGACGUUACAUAGCGUAAACCCACCAUGUGUACCGUUCUUGGGUGUAUAUUUGACAGAUCUUACCUUUAUUGAAGAUGGUAACCCAAACACUCUUAAAAAAUCCCGACCAUUGAUUAAUUUCUCGAAACGCAUGAAAACAGCAGAAGUAAUACGUGAAAUUAAGCAAUAUCAAUCGGUUCCUUAUAACCUCGCUGCCGUACAAGAAAUACAAAUGUUUAUAAAGUGUCAUCUGCAGGAUAGUCGAGACGUUGGAGAUCUAUACGAUCAAAGUCUUAGUAUGGAACCAAGGGAACGUGAGGAUGAGAAAAUUGCUCGCUUAUUACAAGAAUCUGGUUUCCUAUAA
Messenger RNA from Funneliformis mosseae, 3585 nucleotides. The record is from the annotation of a GenBank genome assembly. NCBI's taxonomy places the organism in Eukaryota, Fungi, Glomeromycota, Glomeromycetes, Glomerales, Glomeraceae.